GGGCAAGGAAGCAGUUGUGUGUCACCGAGGCAGUUUACGGCUCUUAUAUGGUGAUCAGAGCUGCUAGGGAGAGGAUCUCUGAAGGAUGGUCCAGGCUAGUGGUCAGAUCCACAAUUAAGGCUUUCAGCAGCCCAGAGAUUUGGGACGCGCCGGGUGGCCAGCGGUACUGGGGACUCCCUGACAGCCUAGGCCCCGCCUCACUGUCUAGAGGUGGGGUGAGGGUACAUACUUUUCAAGCUUUAGAAGCUUGGAAUUUGGUUGGAUGACAGCGAGAGCCGCCUGUGAGGAACCCUGUGAGGACCAGUCCCCACUCCGAGAUGGCGCUCCCUGCGCCUGGGCGGAGCUGGGCUCCAGAUGUCUGGGCUCACACAGCUGGAGGAUCACGUGGCAGGGCCCGGGCCCCCUUCCUGCCAACGCUGCAUUUGGCUCAGGCUCGGCCCAUGGCCGCCCUUGGGACCCUGCGGUGAGCCCCCCGAGGCACGGGCUUUCCGGGGCCCGCGCCCCUCUCGAGGGACUGAACCGCGACGGGGCGGCCCCGACCACCAGGGCGCCUGCGGCGCGGGGGCUGCCAGCGCUGAGGCCCGCCCUAGGUCCCCGAGACCCCCAGGUACUCGACGCCGGCGCCGCCCCGCCCGCCUACGAGGGGGACACACCGGCGCCGCCCACGCCCACGGGCCCGUUCGACUUCGGCCGGUACUUGCGUGCCAAGGACCAGCGGCGCUUCCCGCUGCUCAUCAACCAGCCGCACAAGUGCCGCGGCGGCGGCGACGGCGCGCCUGGCCGCGGACCCGACCUGCUCAUCGCGGUCAAGUCGGUGGCGGGCGACUUCGAAAGGCGCCAAGCGGUACGCCAGACGUGGGGUGCUGAGGGCCGCGUGCAGGGGGCGCUCGUGCGCAGAGUGUUCUUGCUGGGUGUGCCCAGGGGCUCGGGCACCGGAGCUUCGGCCGUGGAGGGCGGGACCCAGGCGCACUGGCGUGCGCUGCUGGCGGCCGAGAGCCGUGCCUACUCAGACAUCCUGCUGUGGGCUUUCGAGGACACCUUCUUCAACCUAACGCUGAAGGAGAUCCACUUUCUGUCCUGGGCCUCAGCCUUUUGUCCAGACGUGCGCUUCGUUUUUAAGGGUGAUGCGGAUGUGUUCGUGCAUGUAAGGAACCUGCUUCAGUUCCUGGAAUCGAGGGACCCCGCGCAAGACCUGCUCGCAGGGGACGUGAUUGUGCAGGCCAGGCCAAUCCGCAGGAGGACCAGCAAGUACUAUAUACCCGAGGCUGUGUACGGCCUUCCGGUUUACCCGGCCUACGCUGGAGGUGGUGGCUUCGUUCUUUCUGGAGCCACACUGCGCCGUCUGGCUGAUGCCUGCUCACAGGUUGAACUCUUUCCUAUAGAUGAUGUCUUUCUAGGUAUGUGCCUACAGCGGCUGCGGCUCACACCCGAGCCUCAUCCGGCCUUCCGUACCUUUGGCAUCUCCCAGCCUUCAGCUGCACCACAUCUUCGCACUUUUGAUCCGUGCUUCUACAGAGAACUGGUGGUAGUGCACGGGCUGUCAGCUGCUGACAUCUGGCUUAUGUGGCGCCUGCUGCACGGCCCUCCAAGUCCAGCCUGUGCACACCCACAGCCUGCGGUUGCAGGGCCCUUCCAAUGGAACUCUUAAGCUACCCAUCACAGCUAGCUUUUCAUCCAUUCUCCAUGCCAGGACAGGAGGAGCUUAAGGAGUCUCUCAUACAGAAGAUUAUGGUUUAUGUGGCUGUUCCGAAGAUCACAGUUGUAACCAUGACUGACUGAGAUAGCAGAGCCAAGGCGGUAAACCAUGUUGUCCAGCAUGCCCAAAUGAAGCCCGCAUUUUAAUUUUAGUCCACUUAGCAAGUAACACUCAUCACUGGAGGCUUCAUAUGGAAUUCUACAAUGAGGGAGAGACCAAAGGACAGGUCCCACCAGUCUUCAUGGACCUGCCAAACACUUUCCCACAGAUAUUUUGUUUCCUUCCUUUUCCAGAGUGGAUUCCCAGCCCUGUCUACAUCUUUAGAUCUUCCCCUUCCCCUCUGAGAUCUGCUUUGCUGGCAUCAACCCUUCGAGAACCCAGAGCUGGUACCAGAGAUGGAGCAUUUCUAAGACUGCUCCACUAUAAAAUUUUCCAUAUCCCAUAUUCAACCAACCACCCCUCCAAAACAAACAAAACACCCCCCAACACAUGCAGCACACUUUUUUAGUACAAACAUCCCAGCAGCAGCACAUAGUUUGCUGUUGCUGAGGGCAACAGGUGCUUUAUUGGAAAGGAGAUGUGGGCAGGGGAUGAGGAAGUUUCCUCUAAUUCAAGAGGAUGGGAACAGUCCUGGCUACCCCUGACAGUGGGAUGUGCAGGGUCUCUGGCCAGACCAAGAUCCAAAUGGGAAGACACUAGUCAGUCACAAAGUCAUGGGAGUGCCACAAAGGCCUGGCUGCAGUCUCAGGAACCAUACUGGCACCUGGGGCAGGUCCCCUGCACAUUCAUCAUGAACUAUACAAGAUGAGGCUGUACAUGAGUUAAUUACAAAAGAGUCAUAUUUACAAAAGUCUGUACACACAUUUGAAAAACUCACAAAAUUGUCAUCUAUGUAUCACAAGUUGCUAGACCAAAAUAUUAAAAAUGAGAUAAAAUUA
Molecule: messenger RNA, 2634 nt
Organism: Jaculus jaculus (lesser Egyptian jerboa)
Lineage: Eukaryota; Metazoa; Chordata; Mammalia; Rodentia; Dipodidae
Gene: B3gnt9
Product: UDP-GlcNAc:betaGal beta-1,3-N-acetylglucosaminyltransferase 9
Exons: 2
Coding region: 263-1648 (461 amino acids)
Cellular component (GO): membrane
Molecular function (GO): hexosyltransferase activity
Source: RefSeq, a predicted model, not a curated record